Messenger RNA from Paramecium tetraurelia, 1462 nucleotides. RefSeq lists its product as uncharacterized. Lineage: Eukaryota; Ciliophora; Oligohymenophorea; Peniculida; Parameciidae. The transcript is spliced from 6 exons. Gene Ontology annotation, cellular component: mitochondrial matrix. The record is from RefSeq and is a predicted model, not a curated record. Gene Ontology annotation, biological process: tricarboxylic acid cycle; carbohydrate metabolic process.
UUUUUGAUAAUAAUUAUAAUAUAUCAUCAUGUAAGUGAACUCUAGAAGUGCAGUGUAAAUGUUUUACAGAAGUGUGUAUAACAAUACACAUGGGCUGUUGAAGAAGAGAAUGAGAGAGCUUGUGCCUGUGAAAUAAGCCUUAUUGCGAGAUGUCAGAAAGAGAUAUGGAGCAAAGGAAGUGUGCAAAGUUACAGUUGACUAAGCUAUUGGAGGAAUGAGAAACGUGUUCGGUCUCUUUUACGAUGCAUCAUUGUUGGAUGCUAAAACAGGUAUCACAAUGAGAGAUUACAACAUCCCUGAAUUGUAGGAAUAUCUCUAAAAGGCUGAGAAUGGACACGAGCCUUUACCAGAAGCCUUGUUUUGGUUGUUGUGCACAGGUGACUUCCCAUCCGAACAAGAAUUCGCUGACGUUCAAUAAGAAUGGAAAUAAAGAGGACAAUUGGAUAGUGAGACAUAAAAGUUCAUUUUGAGUUUACCAAAGGCUGCUCACCCAAUGACAAUGUUAUCUUAAACAUUGUUGUUUUUGUAAAAGGACUCUCAAUUCCAACAAGUCUAUGACCAAGGAAAGGUUUCAAAGCCAUAAUAUUGGGAAUACUUCUAUGAAGAUGCCAUGGAUUUAUUGGCCAAAAUCCCAAGAGUUGCUGCCUUGAUCUACAGACACAAAUAUAAGAAUGGUGAAAUCAUCUCAGCUGAUGACAACUUGGAUUGGGCUGGUAAUUAUGCUCACAUGCUUGGAUAUAACAAAUUUGAGGUUAGAGAAUGUUUGAGAGGAUAUUUAAGCAUUCAUGCUGAUCAUGAAGGAGGUAAUGUGAGUGCACACACAACACAUUUGGUUGGAUCAGCAUUGGCAGAUCCAUAUUUGUCAUAUUCUGCUGGUGUCAAUGGUUUGGCUGGUCCAUUACAUGGUCUUGCAAACUAAGAAGUCCUCAAAUGGCUCUUGGAAAUGAGAGAAGAAUUGGGUGAAAACAUCUCAAACGAAAAAAUCCAAGAUUACGUUCUCACAACCAUCAGAGAAGGAAAGGUCAUCCCAGGAUAUGGUCAUGCUGUUUUGAGAUACACAGAUCCACGUUUCAUCCAUCAAAAGGACUUUGCUGCUAGACACAUCAAGGAUGAUCCCUUGGUUGACUUAGUCAGACAAUGUUAUCAUGUUAUUCCACCUGUUUUGAAGACCAUCGGAAAAAUCUAAAACCCAUGGCCAAAUGUUGAUGCACAUUCAGGAGUCCUCCUUUAUCACUAUGGAAUGAGAGAAUUCUAAUAUUACACUGUCGUUUUCGCAGUCUCAAGAGCAUUAGGAUGUAUGGCCAACCUCAUCUGGUCAAGAGCCUUCGGAUUACCAAUUGAAAGACCAGGAUCAAUUACUAUGAGAUGGAUUGAAGAGAAGUUUGGAGAAAAUUAAAACAUUAAAUGAACAUUUACAUCAUUUCAUAUAUCUAGAAAGAAUAUUCAAUUUUAGUAAUAUUAA